AUGGUCGCGUUCAUUCCUUACCGAUCUCUUGCGAAGGCUGCUUGCGCAGCAGGUGCCACCUCGAUGGCUUUGAUGGCUAUGGCGAAACCGACGCCUUCGGUACUGCGCCGUCAGUCUACGGCCAACCCUGAGAACCCUGAUGCGUUCUGUGUCAAGACGAUGUGCAUUGCCGGUUCUGUCCAGGGUGAUGUUGUCACCUAUACUCUCACGAGCCAGGGCACUCUGCCAGUCGGCUGGAUGGGCAUUGGAUUCGGGAAGACGAUGGGCGACAGUCAGAUGGUCGUGAUGUGGCCGAACCAGGAUGGCUCGUACACGCUCUCGCAACGGCGCGCACCAUACGAAAUUGAGCCGAGGCCAGACGAUAGUCCGCACGUUCAGGUUACCCUGCUUACGGAAUCGAGCUUCAUAGACCAGAUGGAUGAUUCUCUCGUGUCAAUCUCGUUCUCUCUUCCUCUCAGCGAAGCCGAACUGGCAGACGAGGAACAACACCAGCAGAAGGACAUCAUCUGGGCAUACAGCAUCAAACACCCAGAACCCGAGCCGGACGCGCACAUCGCCUUCCACGACCGUUGGGGCCGAGCCAAGCUCACUCUAUCGCACGACCUCCCGCCAUCUACUUCACUCUCCGGUGACUCCUCAACCCCAGCCGUCGCGGACGACGAACUCGAAGGUGCCCCUCUAAAGUCCGAGUCGCAUCAGCGCGCGCUUGUUGCGCAUGGUAUCCUGUGCAUGGCUGCGCUGCUACUCUUCACUCCUGCCGCGGCCGUGGUCUCGCGCUGGAGACCGGAAUCGUUGGCUGCGUACACUAUCCUGCAGAUCGCAUGCGCGGGCGCUACGCUCCUACUUGGUCUCGUCGCUGCCGUACGCGCGGCACCCGCGCACCUGGACGACACGCACAAACGCGUCGGUGUGCUUCUCGCACUGCUCUUUGUUGGACAAAGCGCGCUAGGGAUGUAUGUCAGCCGUGCGGUCAGCCCUAUCAAGGGAACGAGCAUCGCUUCCGUCGUUGCUGGAAUGGCCGUUGUGGCUCUGGCGCUUUAUCAGACGAGGACAGGCAUGAUGACCGAGUGGGUGGCUGCGACAGGAACCGGGAGUCUGCCGGCGCUGGAGAUUAUGUGGCUUGUGGCGCUCUUCGCCGCACCUGUAGCGCUCAUCGGCAGCCUCUUCUUCCGUCGCACGCGCGAGCACUAUAUCGCGCUAUACUCGCCUCCUCUGCCGAAGGAAGGAGAGGUUGGGCACGAGAUGGAUGAUCAUGAACAGGAUCACUAUGAGAUCGGGCAGGAUGAGGACGAGGAGGAUGUUGAGGAGACGCAUCGGAUGCUUGGGAAGGCUCAAUGA
Molecule: messenger RNA, 1338 nt
Organism: Peniophora sp. CBMAI 1063
Lineage: Eukaryota; Fungi; Basidiomycota; Agaricomycetes; Russulales; Peniophoraceae
Source: the annotation of a GenBank genome assembly